AGAGACAUUGUUGUUGUGUUGGUAGUGCAGCAACUUCGUGAUGGUUAAUUGGUGGUUGGCUUGGAAUCCCCCACAGCUUCGUUCCCAUACCAUCCGCCGGCAAGUAGCAUGCAGCCGGAACACGACGACGUAAGACGGGGACUGGGGUAGAUGAAUGGAUCAAUGAACGAAUGAAUGGACGACGGAAGGAUGGAAGGAUAUCGCCUACAUACAUUGAGUACAUACCUGAGUACUCUACUUGCCUACCUACAUUGCUCAGCUUGCUGUCUUUGUGCUCCGGUGACUCGUUCACUGGUUCGCUCACCUCACUCACCUCAUUCUCCAGGCCCGCUCGUUCCCGGCCAUCCACCAUCUGCCGAGAUAUUGACCGGAAAGAAGCCCCAUCUCGCCCACCAUGAUAGCUCUCGACCACCAGCUCGAAGGCCACAUGUUCGCGUCGAUUGAUAGCUCUCAACCGCGAGCUCGACGCUGCUGGACCAGGUAGAUAGUCGGCGGCCAUGGGUUAUCUCGCGCUCCCCACUGAAGUCUGAUACAUAUCUGCUCCGGCCGCGGAUAUUCAGCCAGCAGCAGCAGCAGAUAGGUAGCCCUUCCCGUCCUCACUCCCUGCAUUCCCGCAUAUGUCCGCGUCCGUCCGUCCGGCCAUGCCACGCGGUGCCAGCUGUGAAGGGUGGGGAAUGUGCUGGAUCAAAGCUCCACCAGCUCGGGUGGGGAAUGUGCUGGAUCGAAGCUUCCCCAACUCGAGAUUCCGACGAGCACAAAGGGCGAACGGGCAAUCCCAACCCUAAGCUUACCGACGGCUUCCAAGCUAGUUGUGUAGCAGGAAGCAGAGCACAAGCAAACUCACAUCUCCCCACGGCCUCUCCCUC
This is a messenger RNA of Tricharina praecox, 866 nucleotides long. RefSeq lists its product as uncharacterized. Lineage: Eukaryota; Fungi; Ascomycota; Pezizomycetes; Pezizales; Pyronemataceae. The record is from RefSeq and is a predicted model, not a curated record. Bases 175 to 444 code for a protein of 89 amino acids. The transcript is spliced from 2 exons.